This is a messenger RNA of Arachis duranensis, 651 nucleotides long. RefSeq lists its product as uncharacterized. Bases 1 to 651 code for a protein of 216 amino acids. The transcript has a single exon. Lineage: Eukaryota; Viridiplantae; Streptophyta; Magnoliopsida; Fabales; Fabaceae. The record is from RefSeq and is a predicted model, not a curated record.
AUGGAGAAAAUGAUGAAGCACCAAGAGUUAGCCAACAAGAACCAUAAAGCUUCAUUGAGAAACCUAGAAAGACAAAUUGGACAAUUGUCCAAGCAAACAGCUGCUGAAAGACCAACCAACUCUCUCCCAAGUGAUACCAUCCCAAAUCCCAAAGAAGAAUGCAAAGAAAUUCAACUUAGAAGUGGGAGAACACUAGAGGAUGACAAGGUUAGCAGUAAGAAAGAAGUGGCAGCAGAGGAAAAAGAUCAGGAGAAGCUCAAAAAGAAGGAGGAAGAGCCACCAGCUUCAAAGAAGGUAAAGCAAGUCAUGGAAGAGCAUCCACAAGAACAGAAGAAGGUGGUGAAACCUUACAUUUCUCCUCUGUCAUACCCUCAAAGGUUGCAAAGAGAGCUCAAGGAUCAACAAUUUCCCAAGUUUCUUGAGGUUUUUAAGAAGCUGGAAAUCAAUAUCCCACUUGUUGAAGCAUUGGAGCAGAUGAUUCUAUAUGCAAAAUUCCUCAAAGAACUCAUUAACAAGAAGAGAAGCUGGAAUGAGAAGGAGACUGUGAUCUUGACACAAGAAUGCAGUGCAGUGAUUCAGAAGGGUCUCCUACCAAAACUCAAAGAUCCUGGAAGCUUCUUUUUGAAGACUAUCCGCGUGAAGCGUGACUGA